Eublepharis macularius is the source of this 2190-nucleotide messenger RNA. RefSeq names its product galactokinase 1 (gene GALK1). Bases 95 to 1276 code for a protein of 393 amino acids. Lineage: Eukaryota; Metazoa; Chordata; Lepidosauria; Squamata; Eublepharidae. The record is from RefSeq and is a predicted model, not a curated record. Gene Ontology annotation, biological process: galactose metabolic process; carbohydrate phosphorylation. Gene Ontology annotation, cellular component: cytosol; cytoplasm. The transcript is spliced from 8 exons. Gene Ontology annotation, molecular function: galactokinase activity; ATP binding.
AGUUGUUCCUUGUUCAGGGAGUCGGAGAACUCGUUGUCUCCCGACCCUUUACCCGGAGAGGCGCUUGGAAUUCGGCCCCAGGCAGAUCAGAAGCAUGGAAGAGCUCCAGGACUCCGACACGGCAUCGCUCCUGGAGACCGCCCGGGAGGUGUACAAGGGGGCUUUUCGAGGGGUGGAUCCUGAGAUUGCGGUCUCAGCGCCCGGAAGGGUGAACUUGAUCGGGGAACACACCGACUACAAUCAGGGCUUCGUGCUGCCGAUGGCCUUGCAGAUGGGAACCAUGAUGGUUGGGAGUCCAAGGCAAGAUGGAAUAAUAUGCAUUGUCACGACAGCUCAGGAAGCCGAAGAGCCCAAAAGAGUGCAGAUUCCAGUUCCAGUGGAAGGCGGUGCCUUGAAACCAGGAGAGCCUCGAUGGGCAAAUUACGUCAAAGGAGUCAUCCAGCAUUAUAGGGCUGGCCCCCUCCCAGGCUUUAAUGCAGUCAUAGCCAGUAAUGUUCCACUGGGUGGUGGUCUCUCAAGUUCAGCAUCCUUGGAGGUGGCUACAUACACAUUUCUGCAGCAGCUUUGUCCAGAUGAUGGAGAUCCAGUAGCGAAGGCACUGGCAUGCCAGAAAGCAGAGCACACCUUUGCAAUGAUGCCUUGUGGGAUAAUGGACCAGUUCAUCUCUGUGAUGGGGAAGGAGGGCCAUGCCUUGCUGAUAGACUGCAGGUCACUGGAGACUCGCCUGGUACCUUUGACUGACCCAAACGUAGUUGUUCUCAUCACCAAUUCCAACGUACGGCACACCUUGACAGGCAGUGAGUACCCCACACGGCGGCGCCAGUGUGAAGAGGCAGCAAAGAUACUUGGCAAGGCAAGCCUGAGAGAAGCCAAUAUGUCCAGCUUAGAGGCUUCUAAGGCCUUGCUGAGUGAGGAGAUGUACAGGCGAGCCAGGCAUGUGAUUGGAGAGAUUGAACGCACUACCAAGGCAGCUGAGGCACUGCAGUCCAGGGAUUAUAAGAGAUUUGGACAACUGAUGGUGGAGAGUCACAAUUCUUUGCGGAAUGACUAUGAAGUCAGCUGUGAAGAAUUAGAUGAGCUAGUAGCCGCUGCUGUGGAGGUUCCCGGCGUUUACGGCAGCAGAAUGACUGGUGGAGGGUUUGGCGGUUGUACGGUUACUCUACUUGAAUCUAGUGCAGUGGAGGAAGUUGUGAGACACAUUAAGGAAAAAUACAGCAAGACGGCAACUUUCUACUGCACAAAAGCUUCCAGUGGUGCCAAAGAACAUCCUCUUUGAAAGAAAUUCCAGCCUCUCUACAACGACUUGCUGCUGUUCUGUUACCAGGGACCAAGAGAAUUGCUAGGCCCUGAACCAGUUCGCCUGCCUGAUCUUAGAGAAAUCAAAGACGUUGAUGCCUGGUAUUCUAAUGAUACUAGAGGAAAUGCCUUGACAUCUUUUUCACAGAUUAAUCAGUUUCACAUGCUGGGCUUUGUAUCCCUGUGCUUCCAUUCAAAGAGACAUUGUUUUACAUUAUAGUUUAAGGCAGAAGAUCUGCUCAUCGUUUGAUGCCAGAUGAGGCCCAGUUUGCUGUACUGUUUGUGUAUAAGUUGGCUAACAGGCCUAAAGAAAAAUGGCCUGUCCCUUUAAUGUGUGGCAAUGAAGCUUCUCAUGGCAUGCAGGUUUACCUGUUAAAUAACAUCUCAUUAAGGUUUGGCUGUUUUCUGGGCUGAAAAUAGGACUGGAUACAGAUACAGCAAUACCACGUAUCGUUUGUGAUCUAGUCUCUUGUGCCACUGGGCUAUCCUUUCCAAUUCCUAAAUUCUCCUCUACCAAAGCUUCGUAAGUAAGGAUAUGCAACAUAUACAAGCCAGAAAUAUGCAAUGUCUCUUUAAUAUGCAUCAUAUUCUAGCUGCAAAACUUGGGGUUCUUUGAUACGGAAACUUGGUCUUUCCAGUACAACUGCGUUUAUGAGUUAUGAUCAGAUUAGUUCUUAAACUUGAGUCUUUUGGCUUGAGUCUGUCCUUCAUGUUUUGACCCUUCUGUCUUUUCAUUGUGAGUGGAGGUGGGUUUAAUCACAUUCAGUAAUUCAGUUUAAUUAUUGUCGAAGGCUUUCACGGCCGGAGAACGAUGGUUGUUGUGGAUUUUCCGGGCUGUAUAGCCGUGGUCUUGGCAUUGUAGUUCCUGACGUUUCGCCAGCAGCUGUGGCUGGC